Molecule: messenger RNA, 1788 nt
Organism: Cyclopterus lumpus (lumpfish)
Lineage: Eukaryota; Metazoa; Chordata; Actinopteri; Perciformes; Cyclopteridae
Gene: lcmt1
Product: leucine carboxyl methyltransferase 1
Exons: 11
Coding region: 302-1279 (325 amino acids)
Biological process (GO): C-terminal protein methylation
Cellular component (GO): cytosol
Molecular function (GO): protein C-terminal leucine carboxyl O-methyltransferase activity
Source: RefSeq, a predicted model, not a curated record
AAUGCAAACCGGAAGUGUUUAUCAUGUAGUCGGAAGUGUUCCCUGCGUUUCCCCGGCGAAAUGUUAUUAGCCAGAAAAAUAUCACUUAAAAAAAAAAAUAGCGCUCAUUUCCAUCCUAUUCGUGUGUCGUUCGCUCCACCGGAGGACUCGAGCAGCUCGCCGUGUCAUCGGUCUUCUUCCCGGUGUUGUUAAAUAAGCUCCACUGGCGACAUUGAGUUAGCCCGGUAGCUUGUGUUAGCUUGUUUUAGCUCGCGCAGACCGGUUUGAUGUAAACAACAAAACGUGACGACGAGGAUCAUCAAUGGCAGCUCGGCGACCCUUCACGGACACGGAUACCGCCGAUGAAGCAGUGAGGGCGACCUGUGACGAUGCAACCAUAUGCAAAAGGUAUGCUACCAGUAAAGGCUACUGGAAGGACCCCUAUAUCCAAUAUUUCGUGAGAUCUGUCGGGGAGCGGAAGGCACCUGAAAUCAACAGAGGUUACUAUGCCCGUGUUCAAGGAGUUGACCAUCUCCUUGAUGCGUUUAUAAAGAAAGCAGAGUGUGACUGUCAAGUAAUCAACCUGGGGGCUGGACUGGACACCACGUUUUGGAGACUUAAGGAUAAAAACCUCAUGCCACGGAAGUUCUUUGAAGUUGACUUUCCAACAGUUGUGGCCAGGAAAAUACACAAUAUCAAGACAAAACCGCCCCUGUCCAAACCCCUCAUCGAAACCCACUCAACAGAUUCCUUACUGCUAGAUGCCCACAGCCUCGACUCGGACCGUUACUGUAUCAUCGGGGCUGACCUCCGAGACAUCUCUAGUUUGGAUGAAAAACUGAAGAAGUUCCAGCUUAAUCCAGAAUUACCUACAUUGCUCCUGUCCGAGUGUGUGCUGGUCUACAUGACGCCCUCCCAGUCCUCCAAUGUAGUUCACUGGGCUGCGGAAACCUUCCACACCGCCAUGUUCAUCAACUACGAACAGGUGAACAUGAGCGAUCGGUUUGGCCAGGUGAUGAUCGAGAACCUGCAGCGUCGCCAGUGCACCCUGGCAGGAGUGGAGGCCUGUCAGUCUCUGGACUCUCAGAAGGAGCGGUUUCUGAAGACGGGCUGGCAGCAUGCUGAUGCUCUGGACAUGAUAACAGUCUACAGUAUGCUGCCCCAGGAGGACAUGGCAAGAAUUGAGAGUCUGGAGUUCCUGGAUGAGCGGGAGCUGCUGCAACAACUGCUUCAGCACUACAGUAUCUGCUGGGCCACCAAGGACCGACUCAAUCUGGGUCUGUCACAGUUGGCGUUCUGAGAGUGAAACUGUUGGACCUGCUUCACACGUGCCUGUGCCAAAAUCAGCAACAGGAGAAGAAGAUGUGCGAAGGGAGACAUUUGGAAAGAGGGAGCCCGUAUUCUCCACCAAGCCCCAUUUCAAGGAGCCGUUCUGGUGCAGAAAGUGAUUUGAUGAGGGACCUGUGUUGCCCAAUACAUGUCAAAAAUAAGAGGUGAUCACAAUAAGUACUUUGGAGAGGUUUGUCCCACACACUGGCGCUGAGUUACCAGCUGUAAAAUGUCUGUUUGUCUUUAUUCAUUUGCUUACAGACAUUGUUGUCUAUGUGCUCAGACAAAAAAUAGUAUUUCAAAAUAUUUGAUAAUUGAUGGAAGCAUGACGUUUUUCAGAUGUCCUUUUACUUGUUUUAGUGUGCCAUUUUGGUUUAAUUUAUGAAUCGAUUGUACUUCCAGACUCGUUUUCUUACAAAACAUACAUACAUGCAUGUUGUGGAACUAGUUUGAAGCUGCAAUAAAUGCAUUAUAAUGCAA